Molecule: messenger RNA, 1485 nt
Organism: Rhipicephalus sanguineus (brown dog tick)
Lineage: Eukaryota; Metazoa; Arthropoda; Arachnida; Ixodida; Ixodidae
Exons: 1
Coding region: 1-1485 (494 amino acids)
Biological process (GO): DNA integration
Molecular function (GO): nucleic acid binding
Source: RefSeq, a predicted model, not a curated record
AUGACUCGCUGGUGCCUCAAGCUAGCCACCUAUGAUUACAAUUUGGUGUACAGACCAGGCCCAAAACACCAAAAUGCAGACGCUCUCAGCAGACUCCCACUGCCAGCACAGGUCGAUGAGCCUUAUCCGCCAGGAGACGUGCUCAUGUUGGUUUCCAGGCCAAGCUUUGAACUAGCACCAAACCAACUUGCUGAAAUGACCCGACAAGACCCAGUGUUGUCUCGAGUGAAAGCAGCUAUCGGAAGCGGCGAAUUGCGCAAGCUUGCCAAUGAAGAGUUUGCAGCAUACAGAAAGCUCGGGGCCGAACUCUCUAUUCAGGAGGGCUGCCUUAUUAGGGUCUGCAGGGUGGUCAUUCCUGCAAAAGCGAGAAAGUGCGUGUUGGGCCUGGCUCACGAAAACCACAAAGGAAUUGUCGCCAUGAAAGCCUGCGCUAGAAGUUACUUUUGGUGUCCAGGUGUUGACAGCGAUAUUGAAGAGGUGGCAAGGAACUGUGUAAUAUGUCGCCAGCACCAAAAGGCACCAGGCAAGGCACCUAUGCCUCAGUGGGAGCGCGCAACGACACCUUGGCACUACAUUCAUGCGGACUUUGCUGGCCCUGUGGAGGGGAGGAUGUUGCUAGUGGUGGUCGAUGCGUACACCAAGUUGCUGGAAGUGCGCUGUAUGCGCAACAUCCAGACUACCACAUUGAUCGAGGAAAUGCGAAACCUUUUCGCAACGUUUGGGCUCCCCAAAAAGAUAGUGACGGACAAUGGCCCGUCUUUUGUUUCCUCAGAAUUUGAGGAAUUUUUAAAGAAGAACGGGGUUACACAUGUCACAAGCGCCUCCUAUUAUCCCGCCACUAAUGGCCAGGCAGAGAGGAUGGUGUCCGAAGCAAAACAGGCGUUAGCCAAGAACCAAACAGGAACGUUUGCAUGCAGGCUGGCGCGGUUCCUACUUAAGCAGCACAGCACCGUAUCAACGGCAACGGACAAAACACCAGCCGCAUUAAUGUUCGGGCGCGACAUGGUCACCGCGCUCACAAAACUCCAGCCCCAGCCGCCUGAGGAAGCACCCUCGAACACCAGGGGGUGCAACUCCGCGAGGGAAAUUUCUGUGGGGCAGUCAGUAUUCAUCCGGAAUUUCAUCGGCAGCCCUGCAUGGAUGGAGGGAACGGUGACGGAGAGGCUCGGGCACAGGUCUUGGAUGAUUAAUUGUGAAACGGGAACGUUUCGAAGGCACCUAGACCACAUAAAACCCGGUGUCGAGAAGAGUCAGGCGGAAAGCCGCAUAGAAAGCGAGCACGGAGAGCAACUCGCAACAACUCGGCAAGCUACCGUGCCGGCGCCGUACAUGCUGGAUCCACCAGCAGAUUCCCCUGUUUCAUCAGGGUUCAGCCUAACAGAAGAGCCAGGGCCACAACAACCAGCGACGCAGCCGGACACGACAACGGCAUCACGUCCGCAACGACAUCGCCAGCCCCCAGACCGCUACGGGGACUCCAUCUAA